AUGGGGAAGACGCACGAUGUGGUGACGAACUGCACGGACUGCGGCAAGAUCGCCUGUGUGAAGGAGGGCGGCUUCGGCUGCUCCUUCUGUGGCUGCCGGCUGCCGACCACCGGCCGCGAGCCUCGCAGCGCCGCCAGCGGCGGCGUCGACGGGGCCGCGGGCGCCACGGCGCCACAGUCGGCGGCGUUGAAGGAGGCUCUGGAGAGGAAGGACAGGCUCCUUUUGUUUGACCGGACGUCGGCCUCGCGCACCCGCGUUCUCGACGACCAGGGGGACUACUUCACGAGCCACAACUGGCUGUCCCAACGGGAGCGGGAGAAGGGCGAGGCCGAAGAAAAGGUGCGCAGGGAUGACGCGGCCAGCCGCCGCGGAGCGAGGCGCCAGGUUAAGAUGUCCAUCGACAUCAUGGGUCGGAGGGUGAUCGAGACGCAAGAUCCAGGAGAGGGCCGGGCUGAUGGCGGCGGCGGGGAGGGCGAGGCGGAUGACGAUGCAUCCAAGAAGACCCAAGGGGUCUCGCUGGACUUUGGCUCUUCCUCCGCUGCGGGAGGCGGUGCUGCUGGCAGCAGCGCUGGCGCUGCUGCCGCCGGGAGCAUCGGCGAAGAGGCGGGCACGUCCGGCGCUGGUAACGGCAACCAGCGGCUCUCGCUCGAAAACACCGGGCUUCGUGGCCGUGCCAAGGAAGUGUACGACGUCAUGCGAGCGAACCUGGACAAGAAAAGCCGUCGCCGACGGCCGCGCGGGGCUGGCGGCAAAGCGGUCGCAGGUAGCAGAAUCGUCGGCGCUGUACCGGAAACGUCCCGCGUCAAUCUUUGGCGUGUGCAGCACGACGUCGAUUCGGACGACCUGUUGCGGCAGAGCCAAGCAAGCGGGGGCGGCGGCGGUGGUGGCGCCGGCGACGGCGGCGGGUUCGGCAAGUUCGAGCCAGCAGAUGAGCUGGCGUGUGCAAGAUAA
Molecule: messenger RNA, 951 nt
Organism: Ectocarpus siliculosus
Lineage: Eukaryota; Phaeophyceae; Ectocarpales; Ectocarpaceae
Source: the annotation of a GenBank genome assembly